GAAGGUGUGGCAGUGUGUAGUAAGCUACCUGGUCAGGUGCGCUUUCAGCAUCACGCUUGAAGAUUCGACUAAGAGCAGCUAUAAACAUUUUUGGUGAACAAUGAAGAAAGGGAAGUUAACUGUCAGAAUAUUUUUUAUACUGACAGUGUUGUCCAGUACCUCUGGCCUUCAGGUUUCAUUCCCUAAGGCCGAGUAUGAGGUCGCCAGGGGCGAUGAUGUCACCCUCACAUGCACAUUCCAGCCUGCCAGUCCACUGGACAGCACACAGCUGGUCAUCAUAACAUGGACUGCAGAGGCCGACAACCCUGCUGACCCUAAGGUCACUGUCGCAACUUUCUACUCAAAUACUGCACUGGACGUAAGUCCCUCUUAUGAGGGUAGGGCGACCGUUACCGUGGAUUUGGCCAAGAAGGAGAGCGCCCUGACUCUCAACAGGGUGACCCUGCAGGACAACAGAGAGUUUCAGUGCAGGGUCCAGAUCCCCAGGGAUGAUGAAGGGAAGCUGGCUGCCAUCACCUCUGUGCUUGUCCUGGUGGCUCCCUCUGUGCCCAUCGUCAAGAUGCAAGGCACAGCAGAGUACUGGAAUAACAUCAGUCUGACCUGCGUCUCAGAGGAGGGCUCGCCCUCUCCUGUGUACACCUGGAAGACCUACGAUGUCAAGAACAUCGACAGACUAUUCCCUCCAAGGACAACGGAGAAGAAUGGAGUUCUGUCUCUCUUCAAUAUCUCAAUGGACACCUCUGGAUUCUACAUCUGCACGGCGACCAAUAAGAUCCGGGCGGCCAGCUCCAACUUCACUUUAACCGUCCUGCCUCCGUCUAUGAAUAUCGGCUCCACAGCGGGCAUCGUUGGGGGCGUCCUGGCUGGGGUCCUGGUGCUGGGCCUGGUCUUCUACUGCAUCUACAAGAGGAAGAACAAACAGAAGGAGAAUGUUGAAAAGGCCCCUGAGGCUGUGGCGUUACAUGACCAGCCCACCAUGGCAGUUGGGCAGUACCAGGACGGCCUGCCAGAUGAGGUCAAGCCGAACGUGGAGCAUGUCGGCCGUUAUGUCGAGGAGAGAGGGGAGAGAGACGUGGACCUCAGCCUGCAGACUAACGCCACCAGAAUUAAAUUAAUUGAUGAGGCUGAUGAGGAUGAUGAGCAUGGUAGUAAUGUUGGGCGUAAAGAUGAGCACCGUCGUGAUCUCUAUGGCGGCAGUCGCGAUCGCCUAGACGAUCAACGCGAGCGUCACGGCGGUAGCCGCGAUCGCCUAGACGACCGCAAAGGUGGCAGCCGGGAUCGCCUUGACCAAAGUGAUCGCUACAGUGAGAGCCGUGGGUACAGCGGAAGUCGUGAUCGUCUGGACGACAAUCGUCGGAAUGGUAGCCGUGAUCGCCUCGACGACCAAAGUGAUCGUUACAGUGAGAGCCGUGGUCGCAGUGGCAGCCGUGAUCACCUUGACAACGGUCGCCGAUAUGGUGGUAGCCGUGAUCGCCUUGAUGACCAAAGUGAUCGCUACAGUGAGAGUCGUGGUCAUGGUGGCAGCCGCGAUCGCUUAGACGACGCUGGUCGUCGCUACGGCGGCAGCCGUGAUCGUCUUGGCGAUCCCCGUGCUGUGUGAUGGCCUAUGCAACAGAUAGACCUAGUCAGGGUUGUUGUUAGACAUAAAUCCCUACUGGGGAACAGGCCCCUAUUCAUAUCCCUUGUUUUCUUCCAAGCUUGCUGCACAAGGCACUACUAGGCUAUAGAAACUCCCUUUGCUUAACCCACUAUACAACAGUUCAGGGACGCAAGUUUGAUAUCAGCUUUGGCAGGGACAUCAAUAGUUAAUGCGAGUUAGUUUUUUUCACAUUCAUUUGAGCGCAAAUACAGUUUUGAGCUUCAUGUUAGGCUUUAUUGUUUUUAUGUUGUAGUCAAAAUAAGAUGAUCGGUAGGCCCAUCAUGUAGAAACUUUCUUUAGUUUUGUAAUGUUUUCUUAGCCUACCUCAAUUCUGACUUGUGUGCAGAGUCCGACACCUGGACUUCUGUGUGCGUGCUGCAGUGGCUAUUUGGCAAGCUCAGAAGAGCACGCUGACGUGGAAUUCUGCGGGCAUCAGUUUGUGUUUUCAGUUUAACUGUUUUGAUUUUACAGGCGUCGAUUGGGAUACUGCGUUCGAAAUUUCCCGGGACUAUCAAUCUAAAUGAAUGCACUGACUAUAAUAAAGUAAAUUGUUAAAACUCAAACUUUAGAUUUCACUGGGGCACAGCAGAUUUAUACUGGGGCACGUGCCCCAGUAAAAAGGGUCUGACGACGCCCCUGGACCCAGUCUACAUGAUGUGCCAUUAGGCCUAUUGCUGAUACUGCAACAUUUAUAUUCUUACUUAAGAACUAGAUUGUUUAUUGGCUGGAUUCAAGUCAACACCUUUUUUUCCAUUCAAGCAUCAAAAAGGUCUGCAAUGUACAUAGUCUAUGUUUGAGCAAUUUUAGAGAACUACGUUUAAAUCAGUUUAUUGUCCACAAUGGUAGACCUGUCAAGUGUGUUUAGGCCUACCGACAAGGUUCUAUUUUAUAAGGUUCAGACUUGAAAUAUUAUCCAUCUAUGUGGAGUCAUGCGAUAAUUUUAGGGAGAUUAUAAUUUUUGGUUUUGUGGUCCUUCUUAAAUUUCAAUAAGAUUAUUGAUACACAAGAUUAUUAGCACAUCUACAUCAAUUAACUUUUUUUCUGUGAUUUAUAAUGAUUAGCCUAUUGGCAUACUCUGUGAAUGAUCAAUAACAUUAGUAAUUUGUUUGUAAAAUGCACUUGUUUUGAAUAAAUAUUGCCUAUACCAUUGUAAAAUGUAAAUAGGCUAAUCAAAAUGGUGCCUGCAAGUGACUAAGGCUACUUAGUUGUUCUAUUUUGUCUGUGCUCUGAAAAAUUCCUUAAACCCUGGUCUGACCUAAAUGUAU
This is a messenger RNA of Osmerus eperlanus (European smelt), 2904 nucleotides long. RefSeq names its product glycoprotein A33 (transmembrane), paralog b (gene gpa33b). The transcript is spliced from 7 exons. Lineage: Eukaryota; Metazoa; Chordata; Actinopteri; Osmeriformes; Osmeridae. The record is from RefSeq and is a predicted model, not a curated record. Bases 101 to 1600 code for a protein of 499 amino acids. Gene Ontology annotation, cellular component: plasma membrane.